UGAAAGCGCCAACAUGAGCAUCAGUGAUAAGUGGAAUAUCGGGUGGAUUUUACGUUGUUCUCGCUGAUAGCGGGAUAGCUCUUAUCUUUCGCCGAAGGUUCAUGAAUCGUUGCAGCUGACGUUGCGUGUUCCACAGAAUCCGGAGCAGCGCAACAGCAGCCGCGGGGAGACAGAGGUCGCGAAGGUUCUCGCAAAACAGCAUCGUUUCCGUGGCGAUUUCUGGGACGAUCAGUCGUGUUAUGGUGCCUACCGUGGCGAGCAUAGUAACGAUCAGCCUCUUUUGCUGGCUGUCUUUGAUAGGACUCACCAAAAGCGGUGCUAACAACUUGCACAUGUACGAUGGCAUACGUACGCACGAUAUCAUAGCAGGCGACGUGUUUUUCGAAAUCCUCGACCCUCCCGAGCUGGAGUACACUUAUCGGUUACGACCCGCGAAAGACUUUGGCGGCAGCUUCGGUACCACGUACAAAGCGACGAGUGGGAAGCUGGUGCCGGCCAUUCCUGCCGAUGCGUGCAGUGCGAGGUUUGAAAACGCGGAACAGCUAGUCGGGAAUAUAGCACUUGUGGAGCGGGGCGAUUGUUCGUUUCUCACGAAAGCAAUCAACGUUGAGGCGGUGGGUGGUGCCGCUGUGAUCAUUACGGAGAUUGAUGCCGAGUCGGAUGACUACGAUUAUUACAUAGAGAUGGUGCACGAUAGCACGGAUCGUGACACCGAUAUUCCGGCCGCCUUUUUGCUGGGCAAAAAUGGGCUCAUCAUUCGACGGACGCUGAGCAAGCUGAAGCAACCGUAUGCCGUUGUGAACAUUCCGGUCAAUCUAACGUUCGUGCAGCCACACGAGAUCAACCAGCCACCGUGGUUACAGUGGUAGAGACCCAGCGCGAUGUGUUAUAAUAUUGAAAGCGAAGAAAAGUUGGCCAGUGAAUGCAGCUAUAAAUCGUCGUUACCAUUUUGAGGAAGGGGCCAACACACUGGCCACGGAACGCCACGCAUCACAUGACUUUACACCAAUCGAACAAAAACGAGUGAUAUUUCAACAUGAUAUGAACAUAUUAAACGUUUUGUGAACAAGAGAAA
Anopheles aquasalis is the source of this 1075-nucleotide messenger RNA. Its product is annotated as PRADC1-like protein. The record is from RefSeq and is a predicted model, not a curated record. NCBI's taxonomy places the organism in Eukaryota, Metazoa, Arthropoda, Insecta, Diptera, Culicidae.